Drosophila rhopaloa is the source of this 1554-nucleotide messenger RNA. RefSeq lists its product as uncharacterized. Bases 1 to 1554 code for a protein of 517 amino acids. NCBI's taxonomy places the organism in Eukaryota, Metazoa, Arthropoda, Insecta, Diptera, Drosophilidae. The transcript is spliced from 2 exons. The record is from RefSeq and is a predicted model, not a curated record.
AUGUCCGAAAACGAGGAGUAUGAAUACCGCCCAUGGAGCGACUCCACCCGCUCUCCCUCACCACCAGCUGCCACCAACAGCACCGACUCCGGGCUAUUGGAGUACGCGGAGCGCAUCGCGUCGCCGCCGUGCGACCCGGCCGGGACACCGCCGCCCCCACCUCUUGUCCGCGACGGAGAUGCCGACUCCCAAUCCACAAUCCCAGUCGACCCGUCGUACGAAUGCGAGGUGAGCAGUGGAUCAAACGGACCACCAAGGCAGGAGGAGGAGCCGCCAGCUCGAGAUGUUGAGCCCGACACGAGGGGACUGACUACAGCGAGGCUGGCGCGGUUAAACGUCGCAGGAUCCCCAGCAGUCGGGUACGGCACGUCCUACUAUUUAAUGACCGCUUGGCUGGAGAGCGUAAUGACGCCGGCGUUCGCUGAGGGGUUUGAGGAGAGAUGCGUCCAGGAGAGUCAGACCUGGGUACCACACCCGGCACCGUCAACAGACGACUCGUCAGUCGGAGGGGAUGGCCGCUUCGCGACUGGAGGCCCACCCGUGCCCCGCCAGUGCUCACUAGCGGAGGCCAACGACGCUUGGGCCGAUUACGCAGCACGGCCACGCACCCCCCCCCCCGCCUCGACCGCCUCACGGGAAGCCGAUGCCACCGGGGACUCGUUUAUGGGUACCUCGGUGAGUGGAUCCCUGAGCGACGACGCCGACGCGGAGGCCGUGGCUGCCGAGUCGCCCCAGAGGGACGAAGGCGAGGAAGGGACGGAUCCCACACCGGGCUGCCCGACGACGCGGGACACGCAGCAAGCAGAAGCCGAAGCCAGGACCCCGAGUCCCCAGACGACCGCAGCACAAAGCGAGCCACUUCCAGCUACACCGGGAAGGGGAAUCCCCGAGGUUGGAAGCUCGGGUGCUCAAGACCGGCACCCCGAGCGGGAGGACAGGCAAGCAACGCCACUGCCCGCCUCCCCUGAGAGCCCUCGGACACCGAGUCCUAGAGAAGCCACCGUGGACGGACUAAUCCCACUCACUCCAGGGAGCAGCAUCCCGAGGGUAGAGAUGAUCAGCUGGCUCGAUCUCCACCCGACGGGACCGGAACUGGGUAGAGACAGAGGUGCCUGCGACCCCAUAGCGAGGCCCGACGACACGGAGGACGCCGACAUUAUUGACCUGGGUCUCUUCCCGGCCGGACCAGAGGAAGACGCACUCCUGCAGGCGCUACGGGAGCACCCGGGGGUGGAGCAAAUCCUCGACGAGGAUGAUUGGGUCAUCGCACCGGCAGCGUGGAGGGUGGACACGAACGGGCGCCGUCUCCCCCGCGCCAUCGUGGAGUACGUGGAGACCCACGACCGCACGAACGUCCGUUUCCUGCGGCACCACCGGGAACACCGAUUCCGCAUCACGAUCACGGCCCGACGCGGCAUCGCCAUCUCGCUUCGCCACCCCGACGAACAAGCAUCGAAGCCAGAGGAAACCACGCAUAAGGACACGCAGGACACCAAGGACCCGCAGGACACCAAGGACCCGCAGGACAUCAAGGAUCAGGACGAAGGACCCUAG